CCGUGUGUCAGAGGCCCUGUACUGAUCACAUGUCAUGGAGAUCCUCCGCCAUCUCACAGGGCAGAACCUUGCCUCCUGGCCUUUCCAUGCACCGCCCCCAUCUAGCGCUCCGCCGCCUCCCCAGGACCUCUGCCCAGCUCCGCUCUGUGGGCAUAAAUUUCCUCACCUUCGCUGCGUCCAUCCAGUCCGAAGGCUGCAGAGCAGGCAGACCAGGCGGGAGCUGGUGCCCAAGGCAAGCGGAGACCUUAUUCACAGUGUGGGAGGAUGUGGCUGUACCUGGCCGCCCUGCUGGGGCUGUAUUUCCUGUGCCGAUGGUACCGGGAGCGGCAGAUUGUGGAGAACCUCCGAGAGAAAUACGUCCUGAUCACUGGCUGCGACUCCGGCUUCGGGAACCUGCUGGCCAAGCAGCUGGACGUGCGGGGCCUGCGGGUGCUGGCGGCUUGUCUCACUCAGCAGGGCGCGGAGCAGCUGAGGAAGGUGACGUCGGAGCGGCUGCAGACAGUGAUCCUGGACGUCACCCGCACCGACAGCAUCGCCGCGGCCACCGCCUGGGUGAAGGAACGAGUGGGGGACAAAGGGCUCUGGGGCCUGGUGAACAACGCGGGGGUUGCCCUCCCCCUGGUCCCCAACGAGUGGCUGACCAAGGACGACUUCGUCAGGGUGCUGGAUGUGAACCUGAUCGGCCUGAUCGAGGUGACCCUCAGCUUCCUGCCCCUGGUGAAGCGAGCCAGGGGCCGGGUCGUCAACAUGGCCAGUAUCCUGGGCCGGUUGGCUUUCUACGGAGGGGGCUACUGCCCGUCUAAGUACGGCGUGGAGGCGUUCUCUGACAGCCUCAGGCGCGAGCUCCGGCCCUUUGGCAUGAAGAUCGCCAUCGUGGAGCCGGGCUAUUUCCGCACGCCCAUAAGCGAUAUGCAGCGUCAUCUGGAGUGCCUGGAGCAGAGCUGGCGCAAUGCCCGCCCUGAAGUCAAGGAGAGCUACGGGCAGCACUACUUCGACAGCUGCCACAAGCUCACCAGAGAGAUACUCACGACAAAGCCCAGCACCAACCUCUACCUGGUCACCGACUGCAUGGAGCACGCGCUGAUGUCCUGCCACCCCCGCACCCGCUACUCCGGGGGCUGGGACGCCCAGUUCUUCUACAUCCCCCUCUCCUACCUGCCCACGGCCUUGGCGGACUGGGUGCUGACCUGGGGUUGGCCCCGCCCAGCCCAGGCUGUGUAAGUGGGGGGAGGCACCUAAGGGGGCAUUGCAGGGGGCGGAAGAGGAAGAGGCUGGGAAAUCCAGCAGGACACAGGUGCAAAGAGCAGCUUGGCCCGUCUGCAUCAGCCGGGGCGGGAGGGGGCAUCUGCACUGGAAUCGGUGCCAGCCCCGCCCGCACCGUGCAGAUGAGCACAGCUUCCAGCAGCACCUUCUUAAACGGGACUGGAUCCUUCUGGUGAGUUGUUCAGGGCCAGCUCACUUCCCAGGCACGUGGCUGGGAGGUGCAGGCUCUCACCGGCUGUGGAAAGGCAGCGCGAAAGCAGCCGGGGCCGCUACAGCCUUCAGCCCCGGCCGGCCCUUACCAUCGCAGGCAGCUCAGCGAAUGCCCAGGCCAAGGCAGCGCACCGCACCCCUGAACCUGUUUGCUUAAAGGCCCAUUUCCUUGUGCUGCCCCGACUGCCUGCCUCCACUGAUGCCUCUUCCUUAGAUUGGAGGCUUCUUGGGGCAGGGCGUCUCUCUUUGUUUUGUGUUCGUACGGCACCUAGCAUUGGGUAGGGGCUGCUCCCGGACUGAGCCCCUGGUGGGGGUGGAGGGGUGCCACCAUCAUACACUGAAUAAAGAAAUAUUUCCCAUUGA
This is a messenger RNA of Gopherus evgoodei (Goodes thornscrub tortoise), 1836 nucleotides long. RefSeq names its product 17-beta-hydroxysteroid dehydrogenase type 6-like. Bases 265 to 1221 code for a protein of 318 amino acids. The transcript has 6 exons. The record is from RefSeq and is a predicted model, not a curated record. Lineage: Eukaryota; Metazoa; Chordata; Testudines; Testudinidae.